This is a messenger RNA of Halichondria panicea, 1854 nucleotides long. RefSeq names its product serine/threonine-protein kinase RIO1-like. Gene Ontology annotation, cellular component: preribosome, small subunit precursor; cytosol. The record is from RefSeq and is a predicted model, not a curated record. The transcript has 4 exons. Gene Ontology annotation, biological process: maturation of SSU-rRNA; protein phosphorylation. Gene Ontology annotation, molecular function: ATP binding; protein serine/threonine kinase activity. Lineage: Eukaryota; Metazoa; Porifera; Demospongiae; Suberitida; Halichondriidae. Bases 64 to 1698 code for a protein of 544 amino acids.
UCGUUUGACGACCCUAACCUAAUUACUAACCCAUCCACGUGGCCUAUAGCUUUAUAAUAAGUCAUGGAAGGUCAGUUUGAAGACGCUUUCCCUGGCCCUGUCCUUGAGAAACCAGUAGUUAACAAGAGUAAUGGCUGUCAGUCUGAGGAAGACGUUGAGUCUGACUGGACUGAUGAGGGUGAUUAUGAGCCCGACCUAGAGGAUUACAACUGGGAGAAUGAGAUUGGUAACUUUUCGAAAAAAUUGGCUGCUGUCAGAAGUGGCACUCAACCCAAUUCCAACAGAAGGCAGCCUCUUGCCUGUGGUGAUCGCUCCAAAGCUAUCGGAUCAAAGACCUUCGCUAGGUUUGAGAACAAGAUCAAUCUUGGAUCUAUUGAUGAACAGAGGAUACCCCACAUGGCAACGAAAUCUUUACUCGGAGUGUCAAAGGAGGUGAAUCGAUAUCGAACAAAAGACAAGGCAGAUCGAGCCACGACUGAACAAGUACUCGACCCUCGGACACGCAUGAUUAUGUUCAAGAUGCUCAGUCGAGAAUUCAUCACUGAGGUGAAUGGCUGUGUGAGUACUGGUAAAGAAGCUAAUGUAUACUAUGCUACCAGUCCCGAUGGAGACCGUGCUAUCAAGGUGUACAAGACCUCCAUCCUGGUGUUCAAAGAUCGUGACAAAUACGUAACCGGGGAGUUUCGCUUUCGACACGGCUACUCUAGACACAAUCCGAGGAAAAUGGUGCGUCUUUGGGCAGAGAAAGAAAUGAGGAAUUUAAAUCGUCUUCAUAGCAAUGGAGUAUUGUGCCCUAAACCAAUUCUCUUACGAAGCCAUGUCUUAGUGAUGGAGUUUAUGGGAAAAGACGGCUGGCCAUCGCCUAAGUUGAAAGAAGUUCAGAUUUCUGAGAGCAAAGCGAGAGAAUUAUACUUGGAGUGUGUGUUGAUAAUGAGAAGGAUUUACCACAAUUGCAAACUUGUUCAUGCCGAUCUUAGUGAGUACAACAUUCUACUGCACGAUGGACACAUUUGUGUAAUUGACGUCUCACAAUCUGUCGAACAUGACCACCCACAAGCACUUGAAUUCCUUCGAAAAGAUUGCACAAAUAUCACUGAUUUCUUCCGCAAAAACGAGGUGCCUGUAAUGUCUGUGAAAGAACUAUUCGACUUCAUAACAGACAUCACUAUCACUGAAAAUAAUAUAGAGGAGUACCUAGAGAUAGCCCAAGAGAGAGCUACUUCUCGUCCUUUGGGGGCAAAGUCAGCUGAAGAAGAGGUAUCAGAAGCAGUCUUUCAGCAGGUUUUCAUUCCACGGACUUUGGACGAGGUAGCUACCUUUGAGAAAGAUUAUCGCGAGCAACAGUCAGGCAAGGAGACAGACGUUUUGUAUCGGACUGUAACCGGACUAAGGUCUGAUUUGUCUGGAGCACGGGUUGUACCACAGCUACUGGUGGAUAAUGUUCAAGAGUGUCUGGAAAAUGAGCUGGAGUUAACUGACAGCAACAGUAGUGAAAGUGAAAGUGAAAGUGAGGGUGGAGAUCAGCCACUCAAAACGCAGUAUGUUCAUCCGAGGGGAAAGGCUAAACAAGAUAAGGAGAGGCUUGACGAGAAGAGGGCUCACAAACAAGCUGUAAAGGAGGAGAAGAGAGAGGCUCGCAGAAACAAGGUACCCAAACACAUUAAGAAGAAGAAAGAAAAAUGUUCUAAACAGAAAUAGUAGCUCCUCUUUAACUAUAUUCAUUCCUUCUAUGAUGUGUAUUGAACUACCUAAUUGUCAUAUUAAAGUAUACCGUGCGCUAUACAGUUUGCAAAUUUUGGGUUUCUUGCUUUUGCGACAAUUAUGUGUCACUUUAUAAUUAUGCUUAUAAUGAAG